AGGAUAGAAUAGUCUUUUCAAUCACGUAAGCCUUUCCAUUCCACUUUUCUGCGCCGAAAAGCUUCUAUCGUGCGUCUCCGCAACGGAACACACCAUUUUGCAGCACCACCCAAACGUGAACUGAAACUCUUAACAAGCCCAAAACCCUAAUCACCACCACCACCUGAACUCAAUGGACUUCACUCCGCCGCCGAUCGAAGACGGUUUCACGGCGGAGAAGCUCUUCAACCAGGGCUUCUCUUACACCUACGACGACGUCAUCUUCCUCCCUCACUACAUCGACUUCCCCGCCGACGCCGUCGACCUCUCCACUCGCCUCUCCCGCAACAUCCCCCUCUCCACCCCACUCGUCGCUUCCCCCAUGGACACCGUCUCCGAGUCCGCCAUGGCCGCCGCCAUGGCAGCCCUCGGCGGCAUCGCUGUUGUUCAUUCCAACACCACGACCUCCUCGCAGGCCGCCUUCGUCCGUGCCGCGAAGUCACGCCGUGUACCAAUCCUCUCCGACCCUGUGUUUCUCCCUCCCUCCGCCGCCAUUGAGUCUGAAGAUGACUUCGGCGGCUCUCCGUUUAUCCUCGUCACGGAAUCCGGUGGACCUACCGGGAAGUUUCUCGGGUAUGUCUCGAAGGCUGAUUGGAAGGCGAAUCAGAGCGGGAGAGCCCGCGACUACAUGCAGCCGUCGCCGGUGACUGUGCCGUGGAGCGCUGACCUUGCGAGGAUUGAGGAGGAGAUGGAGAGGAAGAAGGUGGAUGUGGUGGGUUUGGUGAAUGAUGAGGAGGUGGUGGAUUUGGUGACGAAGGGGGAGGUGGAGAGGGUGAAGGGGUAUCCGAGGUUGGUUGGAGGAGGGUCGGUGGGGGCUGAUGGGAAGUGGAUGGUGGGGGCCUCAAUUGGGACGAGGGAGCAGGAUAAGGAGAGGUUGGAGCAUUUGGUGAAGGCUGGGGUGAAUGCAGUGGUGUUGGAUAGCUCUCAGGGGAACUCUGUUUAUCAGUUGGAGAUGAUCAAGUAUGUGAAGAAGGUGUAUCCUGAGUUGGAUGUGAUUGGUGGGAAUGUGGUUACUAUGUACCAGGCUGAGAAUCUCAUUCAAGCUGGUGUUGAUGGGUUGAGGGUUGGUAUGGGCUCUGGCUCUAUAUGCACCACCCAGGAGGUCUGUGCUGUUGGGCGUGGUCAGGCAACCGCUGUUUACAAGGUGUCAUCCAUUGCUUAUAAAAGUGGUGUUCCUGUGAUUGCUGAUGGUGGCAUCUCAAACUCUGGUCAUGUUGUAAAGGCUCUAUCUUUGGGAGCAUCCACUGUUAUGAUGGGAAGCUUCUUAGCUGGUAGCCUUGAGGCUCCUGGGGCUUAUGAAUAUCAGAAUGGUCAACGUGUCAAAAAGUAUAGAGGAAUGGGUUCCCUUGAAGCUAUGACUCAAGGCAGUGACGCAAGGUACCUUGGUGAUACAGCAAAGCUAAAAAUUGCUCAGGGGGUUGUUGGAGCCGUUAAAGACAAGGGUUCUGUCUUGAAGUUCAUUCCAUACACCUUGCAAGCAGUCAAGCAAGGGUUUCAGGAUAUUGGUGCCUCCUCUCUGCAGUCUGCUCAUGACCUUCUAAGGUCCAGGGUGUUAAGGCUAGAGGUCCGGACUGGAGCAGCACAGGUGGAAGGUGGAAUCCAUGGGCUGGUUUCUUAUGAAAAGAAAUACUAUUGAAGGAUGAAACCAUUCAAAUUGAUAAGCUCUGUAAAAGUUGCAGUUCGCAUAAAAGAAGGGCAAAAUGUUAUUGGGGCAGUUGCAACUUACUGCCACUUAAAUUAUGGGGAUUGGGAAGUUAUAUGAAUAGAACAUCACGGGAAGGAAAGUUUCCCUGAGGUCUUGAAGUAAGAUCCCACUAUGAUUUCGUGGGAAUAUAAUCUGGAGUUUUAUUUUAAAUUAUGUUCACUGGACUUUGUUUCUGUCAAUUUUGUCCUAGACAUCAUGGUUUCCUCCCUUAAUGUUAGACAGCUUUUUUUUUUUGGUCAAGUUAGACAGCUUUUAUGCGGCUC
Molecule: messenger RNA, 2007 nt
Organism: Lotus japonicus
Lineage: Eukaryota; Viridiplantae; Streptophyta; Magnoliopsida; Fabales; Fabaceae
Product: inosine-5'-monophosphate dehydrogenase-like
Exons: 4
Coding region: 173-1675 (500 amino acids)
Biological process (GO): GTP biosynthetic process
Cellular component (GO): cytoplasm
Molecular function (GO): IMP dehydrogenase activity
Source: RefSeq, a predicted model, not a curated record